Antechinus flavipes (yellow-footed antechinus) is the source of this 1579-nucleotide messenger RNA. Its product is annotated as IgGFc-binding protein-like. The transcript has 2 exons. The coding region runs from base 309 to 1490 and encodes 393 amino acids. Lineage: Eukaryota; Metazoa; Chordata; Mammalia; Dasyuromorphia; Dasyuridae. The record is from RefSeq and is a predicted model, not a curated record.
AGACCAAGGGAAUAUCCUGAGGCUCUUCCUUGGGGGAAGCACAGUCUUGGAGAUACUGCUCUUGGGAGCAGGACAAGGGAAAGUAGGAAAGAAGGACAUACAGACAGGCAGAGGCAGGCCCUGAAGGGAAGGUGGGAGCUCUCCCAGAGACUGGCUCUGUCUUGAGGCGAGUCCCCUUUCCUGGGGUCCCUUUAUGGCCCCAUUGCUGGCAGCUUCAGAGCAGAAGGAAGGAGGAUAAUUAGGAUUCGUAGCAGGAGGAUUCCCGUGACGAGGAAGCGGAGCCUGAAGUGGGUCUGUGAUUCUCGCCCAUGUCUUCCUUCCAGGUGAAUGGAUCCCGGAUGAAUCUGCCCCUGGGGUGGGCUGGUGGCAGAUUCCACGCCUUUUCCAGUCCCUCUGCAGUUGUGCUCCAGUUCCAUUUUGGUCUUUCUGUGUCCUUUGAUGAGUCCCGUUCCCUGUGGGUAUUAGUCCCUGAGGCUUAUGCAGGUUCCCUGUGUGGUCUGGGUGGAGAUUUCAAUGGGAAUCCUAAGGAUGACUUCAGGAGCCCCGGUGGUGCACUGAUCCCUGAUGCCGAUAUGUUUGCCAGUAGCUGGAGGGAGCCAGGACUUCCUACUCACUGCUCUGGAGGGGGGUUGGCUCCAAGGUGCCCACCGGAGAAGGAAGCCCAGUACCAGUCCCGGGCUUCCUGUGGCCUGCUUAAAGACCCAGACGGGCCAUUCUCUGCUUGCCAUGAGCUGACCGAAGCCCGCAUCCACACGGACAACUGCAUCCGUGAUGUUUGCGCCAGCGACGGUUCCCAGGAGAUACUCUGUGAGGUUCUCCGAAGCUACGCUCUCCAGUGCCAGCGGCGGGGAUUCUCCAUCCGGCCCUGGAGACAGGAGGUGGGGUGUGAGACGGCCUGUCCCAUCCACAGUCACUAUGAACUCUGUGGAUCCUCUUGCCCCAACUCCUGUGCUGAGCCCAACCUGACUGCCAGCUGCCGCACCCCGUGCCAGGAGGGCUGCCAGUGCGAUGAGGGCUUCGUGCUGAGCGGCGCUGACUGUGUGCCCCCAGCUCAGUGCGGCUGCACCUCGCAGGGCAGAUACUACCUGGCCGGGGAGACCUUCUGGGAAGGGGAGGGCUGCCGGCGUUUCUGCCGCUGUGAGGCCUCCAGCCACCAGGUGCACUGCUCCGACUCCUCUUGUGGCCCCGGGGAGAGGUGUGGCACCCUGAAGGGCAUCUCUGGAUGCCGCCCGCUUGCCCCUGGCACCUGCCAGGCACUGGGGCCGCUCCGGUACAUGACCUUCGAUCAGAAGACCUUUGACUUCCCCGGCACCUGCAAAUUCAUCUUGUCUGAGCUGUGUGUUUCCUUGGGGUCCCUGCCCUUCUUCAGAGUGGAAGUCAGAAAGGAGAACUCUCCGAGCGCCCCCGUAGCUGCCAUCUCAGAGAUAGUUAUCUUGGUCAAUGGGACCCAGAUCCAUCUUCAGAAAGAAACUCCAGGCUGGUCCAGGUAAGUUCAUCUCGACAAGAAACCUCUCUCCAAAUGCCCCAGAUCAAGAUCCACCAAUGGGCAAAAGCAGAAUGCUGCUUGGACCUCCCCAUC